This is a messenger RNA of Saccostrea echinata, 990 nucleotides long. RefSeq names its product phosphatidylglycerophosphatase and protein-tyrosine phosphatase 1-like. Bases 38 to 592 code for a protein of 184 amino acids. Gene Ontology annotation, molecular function: protein tyrosine/serine/threonine phosphatase activity; phosphatidylinositol-4,5-bisphosphate 5-phosphatase activity; phosphatidylglycerophosphatase activity. Lineage: Eukaryota; Metazoa; Mollusca; Bivalvia; Ostreida; Ostreidae. The transcript is spliced from 4 exons. The record is from RefSeq and is a predicted model, not a curated record. Gene Ontology annotation, biological process: protein dephosphorylation.
GUGUAAACCUCACGGGCUUUCAUUUUACUUUGCGACAAUGUCACUGCUUACCAAAGUUUUAUUUUACCCUACACUUGGCUAUAAUAUAUUAAUGACUUACAUCUCAAGCAGAAGAUGGUUUGAUCGAAUCGAUGAAACAGUCAUUCUUGGUGCACUUCCACUUAAAAGUUGGAACAAGAUCUUGGUAGAAGAAGAAAAAGUUCGUGCUAUUGUCUCCCUCACAGAAGACAUUGAAACAGAGGGACUCACAAAUUCAGUUGAGGAGUGGAAAGCUAUGGGAGUUGAAGUACUUAAACUGCCUACGCCAGAUUUUGUGGCCUCGCCGUCACAGGAAUACAUAAACAAGGGAGUUUCAUUUAUUCUGAAGCACAGACAAAAACGAAAUAGUGUAUACGUUCAUUGCAAAGCAGGAAGAACCCGAAGCACAACAAUCGUGGCUUGUUACCUUAUGAAGGUGAAUAAGUGGAAGCCUCAAGAAGCAGUGGAGUUUAUACAGUCCAAAAGGCCCCACAUCUGGCUUCGAGAAACACAGAUGGACUCUAUUAACAUUUACUAUGACAACCUAAAAAAUAGCAGAAUUUCCGGAGCAUAACCAAUUUUCAUGCCCACAUAAGAUUAUUAUUCAUCAUUCUUUGUAUUCAACUGCCAGGAUUUUGCUAAGAUGGACAAAAAGAGUGAUUUUUUUCCCGCCAGAUUUGCAUGUUUUAUUGCAUGUGUUGGCGUUACAGACGACAUCCGGUAAUACCCACCCAAAGUGUGACGCUACUUUGUUCGUGAAAAUAAGCUUAAGUGAUGAUAAAAAUGGAUUUGAUGCAUUUUAUGAACUUCAGUUUGAGUAUCUUUGUCUAUUUCUUUAAACAUUUAGAGUCGUUUUUUCUUCUUCAAAAUUUACGUAAUGCGAGUGAAGAUACCAUGAAUUUCUCUGUGUUGAAGCUUCAGCAAUCUGUAGGAAACACGAUGAUAUUUUCAGAACUCAAACAAGAAGUCUUU